CUGUAUGUUACUACCUGGGAUGCAGACAAAAUGCUGGAUGUGCUAUUAUCCUUACGCAUUUAGCCAUUUACUGAAUUCAGUCGAGGCAAUAAGGAGUUUAGCAGUAUCGUGCCUAGUCUUUACUUUCUUUUUAGGACGUUAUCCUUUAACCUUGGCAAUUUGUAUUCUUGUAUGUAUGAACACGGUGAACUGACAUAAUUUUUCCGUAGUAUAGCAGCUUCUGAAGGAAUCAUGUUUGGCAAUUUAUGUCUCUACUUCUCCCCUCCGCUGGCUCUGCCGGCUCGAGAAGGAGAGAAGAAGGGGAGAGGUAGCGUGUAUAUUCCGUUUCAGCUGUAGCCGAUUUUGUAUUGGAGCCCUGGUUCUUCGCGGUGUUGUGCUUCACUGCUGUUCCCGGCUGUGCUGGAGUCGCCGGCGUGGAGUUGGUCUGCUGGAUCAGUGCUGCUCUCAACAAUCCGGAUCGGGGGGAUUUUGCUUCUCCGUCGUUUGGUCGAGGAGAGGAGAAUUUGAGAUCGUAUUGGAUUCGGAAAGCAAGUAUUUCAGCCCAACUCCGAUUGGCGCUCCGACUCCUGGUUCAUCACGUACGCUAGGAUGAUAUAUACCAGGCCACGUACUCAGGUCAGGCCAUCUGAUCGUGUUGCAAGUAGUCGAUUCGGGAGGUGCGGACCAAAAAAAGCUUCCAAAAAAACCCUACAAGCCACCUCUGCCUCUCAAGAUGGCUCUGAACGAGAGCCUGAACAGAUUCAAGCAGCAGCAGGAGAGAUGCCUAUCAAGCAUGGCUGCAAGCCAAGCAAGGCCACAGCAAUUAUCUAAACCGGCAGUGACCAAUGCGCCAUCUGCAAAUAAGCCGCCCGUCAGAUUAUUCUCGGAAGAUACAGAGAGGCUGCAGCGCAUGAACUCGGUGAGCAAGUCUCCUGUCGGAGCACAGAUCAAGUUGGUCGUCGAUCUGCUCUACAAGAAAAGGGAGGCUUUUACAGCCAAGCAAAUAAAUGAAGAGACUCAUGUCGCAAUUGAAGGACCUCACAGUGCUGCUCUCCUUGAGAGCCUGAGGAAUAAUCCCAAAGUGCAAUUUGAUGGGAGGCGUUUCUCUUACAAGCCCAAGCACAAUGUCAAGGGGAAACACGAUUUGCUCCAGCUGAUUACAAGCUUCCCCGACGGCCUUCCCGUUGCCGAGGUUGAGGAUGCUUAUCUAUCUGUACUGCAAGAUUUGCAGGCUCUGAAGGACCCGGGUGACAUCUACUGGCUGUCAGGCCAGCAAGACAUGGUGUACAAGAACGACCCUAGAAUGAGGAUGAAGGUGGACAAGGAGUUCAAGGAGCUGUUCCACGAGAUGAAGCUGCCCAGGGACAUGUUGGACAUCGAGAAGGAGCUCCGGAGGAACGGCGACAGACCGGCCACCGACACGGUGAAGCGGCGCGCGGCCGCGCAGGCUAACGCAGCCCGGUCAAUGAAGCUGAGGAAGAAGAAGACGAAGCAGCCGCGUGGGAUCACGGGCAGGACGAAGCUCACCAACGCUCAUCUUCCUGAGCUAUUCGAUCUGCCGGUAGAUUUGGUGGUGAUGGUAUGGAUGCUGCCGUACGUUAUUUCUACCAAUGUAUUAAAUUGGAGUUCAAGCUGAUGAUACGGACGCUGACGUACGUUGUUUCAAAGAAAUUACAAUGAUGCCACCGCGUCCCUCCCUCGUCGCCCGCACGAGAAAAAAUAAGUCGUACGUCCUCCAAUCGCAUCUCUCGUCUCGUCUGACAUCUCUCUCUCUCACCACCGUGAGUCCCGCCUCCUCGCACUUCGCCACUGCCGUGACCUUGCCAGGCCAACUCCCGCCUCUGCCUGCUCUCUCAUCUCCCUCCCUGCUCUCGCUCUUGCGUCGCCCUCCUCUAUCGAGACCAACCGCCAGGUUCCUCCAUAGUGGCCGCCGCCGGUGCAAGGGAGGCAGGCGGCCACGGGGCGGCUGGAGGCACGGUGCCUGCGGAGGGAGGACGCACCUGCUGGGGGACGGCGCACGCAGAGCCGCGGAGGGAGGACGCGCUGUUGCGAGGGAGGCAUGCGGCCACAGGGCGGCUGGAGGCAGGGCACCGGCGGCUAGGUUGGGCGGUCGGGGAGCGCCCAUGCGGCGUAGGAGCUCGCGAUGACUGGGUCCUGGCAGAGGAAUACAAGGAUCUUGGCAGGUCUGCCAGGGGCGAGGAAGACAGUGGAGCGUCACUGGAGGUGGGCGUGUCCAGGGGAUCCGUGGUGCGCCCGUAUCGAGCGGUGGGCGGCGUGCACGGAGUCCGCAGGGUUCGCAAGGAGAUCAGCAAGGUGGUCCCGCUCGGCGGCGGUGCGCUCGGCUGGGUCGACCUCCACCUCAGCAUCCUCGUCUGCGACCUGCUCGACCUCGAGUUGAACCCCAGCGCCGGCGAAGACCCGGUCGAGCUCACGCGCCGCAAUAGGCGUGGCUGAGCAGGAGGUGGCGGGCAGGGCAUGCGGCAGGCUUGCUGUACCUGCGCGUGCGGUUCGGGUGUUGAUCUGGAGCACCGAGAGCCUUUGUAUUUUGAUGUGUGUACUGCGUAGAUGAAUUGCCUGAUGAAAUUAGUACAAAGACUUCUUUGUGCACAUAAAGAUUGGCUCGUGCACGCCACGUGUUCGAUGAAUUGUCCAUAAGAAUUUUCGUGGAAUCUGUGGGUUUCCACCUCCUUGUAGUUUAGCACAAUAUGUUCUAAUAAAUGUACCCUCAUUUUUUUUAAUAAAAUGUAUGUCUUGAU
Brachypodium distachyon (stiff brome) is the source of this 2735-nucleotide messenger RNA. Its product is annotated as transcription initiation factor IIE subunit beta. NCBI's taxonomy places the organism in Eukaryota, Viridiplantae, Streptophyta, Magnoliopsida, Poales, Poaceae. The transcript is spliced from 5 exons. The coding region runs from base 713 to 1615 and encodes 300 amino acids. Gene Ontology annotation, cellular component: transcription factor TFIIE complex. The record is from RefSeq and is a predicted model, not a curated record. Gene Ontology annotation, biological process: transcription initiation at RNA polymerase II promoter.